This is a messenger RNA of Paramecium tetraurelia, 921 nucleotides long. RefSeq lists its product as uncharacterized. The record is from RefSeq and is a predicted model, not a curated record. Lineage: Eukaryota; Ciliophora; Oligohymenophorea; Peniculida; Parameciidae. The transcript is spliced from 3 exons.
AUGAUUUUUGAGAUUUCAAAUUACUGUAAGGAUAUCAGUAAUUGUUUCAUAUCCUCGAAUAUAAAUCAAUCUUAGAAUGAAACACUUUUGCUUGAAAAAAUUCAAUCUUUGCAAGAAAGUUUGAAAGAGUUCGAUUUUUGGUUUAAAACGCAAUUCAAUAAUGAAGAACUUUUGGUCAAUUACAUCUAUACAGAGUUACUUGAAGUCAGAAAAAUUAAUAAAGUUGUUUAAUUUAAAAAAAUUGAUGAGAAAUCAUCAGAAAUCAAAGGCUUAAGUAUUGAUUCACAGAAGAGUGCAGAAACUUAAUCCAGCAUUUGUAGUGCAAUCUUUAGAACUAAUUAUAGAACAUACUCUAAAAAGUUAUAGAAGAAAGGAUCAUUAUUGAUGGAACUUCUCAAUAAUAAUAAAGAGGAACAAAUAAAUUAAUCCAAUCUCUAAACUCCUCCUAAAUCUUAUUCGCUUGAUAAGAUCUAUUACGUAAUUAAUUUUGAAAUUAAUUGUUUGAAACAAUAUGAAAUCACUGGAGAUGAGGAACUCCAAUUGUAAAAGAUAUAGGACAAAGAAGUGUUAAGAUGGAUUCUUGAAACUGUGUAAGCGAAAAAUCAUUACAAAUAAAUUUUAUAAUGUUUGAUAAACUCUGCUUAGGACUUGGCAAAUUAUUAGACGGAAGACUUUACUCAAGCAUUUGAAAAAAUGAAUUGCUAAGAUUCUUCAUUUACAAAUGAUGAAUAUAAAAGAUCCAUAAGCAACUAAUCAUUUUACAUGAAUUAAGAUGCAUUCAAAUAAUUGAUAGUGGAUAAAAUAAAAUAAAAUAUGUCUUAAUAAAAUGAAAAAAACAAAAAGUAAAAAUAAAAGAAGACCAUAAUAUCAAAUUAAUAUGACACUACAGAUUCAAAAGUCUGUAUGUGUUCAAUAUUUUGA